AUGUCCUCUGCUCAAGAUUCCGCCACCAAGAUCUCUAUCGAUAGAUUCGAUGGAGACAACUACGCGACGUGGAGCCGCUACAUGCGUGGCGUGUUCCUGACCAAGUCGACGUGGCACGUGGUCAACCGGGAGACCACCCCCACCUUCGCCGAUCCUCGCGCCAGUGAUGAGUACGUCAAGACGAACAACAUUGCGUUCGGCUUGAUGUUACUUCACAUGAGCGCGGACUAUCAUCACGUGGUUGAUGACUGCGACGAGGCAUGGGUUGCGUGGACACGGUUGAAGACUCUCUACGGCGGAUCGCAGAAGGCGGGACGGAUCUUCUUGAAGCGGCAGCUGUUCAGCAUGGAGAUGGCGGAAGGCGGCAAUGUGAUGCAUCAUUGCAAUGAAGUUCUCAACAUCAGCGCCAAGCUCAGCAGCAUCGGCGCCAAGAUGGAGGAUGAGGACGUGGCGAUCUGCUUGUUGUGCAGCCUCCCCAAGAGCUACGAGAACGUCGUGCUGAACUUGGAGAUGAGCAGCGCGGAACUGCGGACGCAAGACGUCGUGAAAGUGCUGACGAAUGAGCACAUCAAGAGACAAGGGAAAAAGACGACAUCGGUGAAAACUGAAGAAGCGACCAAGGCCUUCAGUACCGAGCGUGAGGUUCGUCAGUGUACGUUCUGCGGAAAAUUGGGGCACACGGUGGAAAAGUGCUGGACCAAGCAGAAGGAAGACAAUCGGGGAGCUCGACGCGGCGGCAAUGCACGUGGACGCGGAGCGAAUCAAGUUCAGUGGCAAGGCUUCAACGGCAACAGCAACUGUGACUAUGACCGAGUGGCGUUUGCUGUUUCGCUGGAAUGCGGACUUUCAACGACCAAGAGCAUGUCUGGAAUGUGGGCGAUUGAUAGCGGUGCAACACAUCACAUCUGCUAUGACAAGUCCAAGUUCGAAUUUCUGGACGAGCGCAAUGAAGGCGAAGUGUUGGUUGCAGAUGGGAACAAGGCUGCGAUCAACGGUGUCGGGACAAUCAUCGAAAAGGUGACCCUGUCUAACGGUGAAGAGCGCGAAGUCGAGAUCAAGAACGCGCUUUACGUCCCAAGCAUGAACAAGAACUUGCUGUCGAUACCACAAAUCAACAAAAGCGGCAAGUUUCAAGUGUUGUUUGAUGGUGACGAGAUGAAGAUUUCGCACAAAGGCUCCAAGCAAGUAAUAGCUAUGGCCGAUCUUGUGGAUGGCCUCUACUGGCUUCGUACAUCCCAACGAUCGGUGAAUGCGGCUUCAGGACCAAGAGUCGAAAACCUUCAUGCGCGUAUGGGCCACGCACCGAUUGAUGUCUUGUGCAGAAUGGUCUCCAAGGGCAUGAUCAAGGAUGCCAAGAAGCCAGAAAAAUUGAGCGUAUCAAGCGUGUGUCAAGGUUGUCUAGAAGGAAAAAUGGUUCAACGACCGUUCCCGAGCAACCCAAACAAGCGCCACUACGAUCCGUUUGAGCUUCUACACAUCGACACUUGUGGUCCAAUGGAAGUCGACUCGCUAGGUGGAAGCAAAUACUUGCUGCUGAUCGUCGAUGAAGGCAGCGGAUGUAUGAAGGGUUUCAGUCUGCGCGCCAAGUCCGACAGCGAAGAGUGCAUCAAGAAGUACAUCAUGGCAGUACAGACGCAGUUUGACUACAAGGUCAAGUUCGUUCGACACGAUGGUGCACGAGAAUUUGCGGCGAAUUCGCUCAAGGCAUUUUACGAUGAUCAAGGAAUCGAGCAGCAAGUUACCGUUCCGUAUGCGCAUCAGACCAACGGCACGGCGGAACGGGCAAUUCGAACUAUUGUGACGAUCGGGCGCAGCAUGCUUCACUACGCCAAGCUGGACAAGUGUUUUUGGGCUGAAGCAGCAAUGACGGCAAUCUACAUCAAGAAUCGCCUACCAUCGCCCAAGUGCCAAGAUCAAACCCCGUUCGAGAUCGUCAACGGAUUUCGACUAAGUGUGAAGCACAUGCGGGUUUUCGGCUGCCGAACGUUUGUGCUGACCCCUAAGGAAAAGAGAUCGAAAUGGGAUCCGAAGGCUCGUGAAGGACUAUUCAUGGGGUACGAAGAAGUGUCAAAGGCAUAUCGCGUUUACGACAUUGAAGCGGAUCAAGUGGUGAUAUCUCGCGAUGUCACAUUCGACGAAUCAACACUUGGUUUCUCGCCGAGACUACCACAAGGAAUAGUUGAUGACACUGCGCUGGAUAUCGAAUCGAUGAACAUCAGCGAUGAGCCUCACCCCAUGCAGUUCAAGCAAACUGGAAAACGCAAAAGCCGUUCAAACAGUCAAGAACAAGUUCUACAACGGACACUUCUUGAGCGUCGUGGAACCGGAUUAGAAGAAGCAAGUGCCCCGGAUGACUCUGAAUCGCACCAAGCGAAGCGACGAUCAAGCGCUCGAGACAAUCUGGACGAAGAGCAAAAGGGCAGUGACGAAGAUAACGAGGAUGCUACACCUCAAGUCUUUUGGCGAGCGAGUGCCAAUGCAGUCGAAGGUACUGACUUGUCUGAGCCGACAACGUUUGGAGAUGCUGUUAGUGGACCAGAUCAAGUGCAUUGGCGUAAGGCAAUCUGUGCCGAGUUGGACUCGAUGAAACUUCGUGGCGUGUUUCGAGCGACCAAACUGCCGUCUGGACAGCAUACCAUUGGCACCAAGUGGGUAUUCAAGAUCAAGCGGAAAGCUGACGGAUCCAUCGAGAAAUGCAAGGCGCGCCUCGUGGCAAAAGGGUUCAAGCAGAAAUAUGGCAUCGACUACACGGAAACGUUUUCGCCGGUAGUCAAGUACGUGACGCUGCGCAUGGUGGUUGCAAUCACGAAGUACUUUGGCUGGACACUGGACCAACUGGACGUGGUGACAGCUUUCCUUUACGGAGAAAUGAAGGAAAAGGUAUUCUGCGCGAUCCCAGAAGGAGUCGAAGUUGAUGAAGACUUUGACUGCUUUGAACUGGUCAAGGCGAUCUACGGACUAAAACAAGCAUCGCGCGUAUGGAACGAGACUUUUCAUGAGUUCGUCUGCUCCAUUGGAUUUCAAGUCUCCGAUUUUGACCCGUGUCUUUAUCUCAAGAUUACAAGUGGCGAGUGCGUGCUUUUGCUGGUAUACGUCGAUGAUGUGUUGGUGACUGGCAGCUCAACCGAACUGAUUAUGCGCACCAAGAGUGACUUAAAGGCGCGUUUCGAAAUGACCGACAGUGGGAAGUGCGCAUUCGUGUUGGGCAUCGAGCUGGUGGACAACGACGACGGUAGCGUGACGAUGUGCCAGCGACGCUACGUGGAAGAUGUUCUCAAGCGUUUUGGCAUGAGCGACUGCAAAGCCGUCACCAGCCCAACAGACAUCAGUUCUCGACUCAUACCAAGUACCGCAGCAACUAAAAUCGACGCCCCGUUUCGUGAAGCAGUAGGCGCUCUGAUGCACUUGAUGACCGCGACACGACCGGACAUUGCCUUUGCUGUGAGUUACGUUUCGCGCUUCAUGGAGAACCCCCAAGUCGAGCAUUGGAUGGCGGUCAAGCGCAUUUUGCGAUACUUACAAGGGACUAAGUCGCACGGUAUCUGUUUCAAGCCUGAUGACAAGAUAGACUUUUGUGGCUACUCGGAUGCAGACUGGGCCGGCGACCAUGCAGACCGCAAGUCGACUUCAGGAUACGAGUUUAUCCUGAUGGGUGCUCCGGUGAGCUGGGUAAGCAAAAAGCAGUCAAGUGUGUCGCUGUCAACAAGUGAAGCUGAGUACAUUGCACUAAGUCUGGCGAUUCAAGAAGGCAAGUGGGUGCAUCGAUUGCUGUGCGAGAUUCUGGAUGCCGCAGAGGACAAGUCUGGACCCGAGCUCAAGAUCAUGGAAGACAACCAGUCGUGCAUCAAGAUGACGAAGAAUCCGGUGAACCAUGGUCGGGCCAAACACAUCGACAUCAAGUACCACCACAUUCGUGAUGAAGUCAAGCGUGGUGAUGUCAAGUUGGAGUACUGUGAGACUACGAUCAUGUUGGCGGACAUCAUGACGAAGGGACUGCCAGGACCGCGCCACAAGGACUUGACGGAAGCGCUCGGCAUACACGCGUGUUCGCAUUGA
This is a messenger RNA of Peronospora matthiolae, 4056 nucleotides long. Lineage: Eukaryota; Oomycota; Peronosporomycetes; Peronosporales; Peronosporaceae. The record is from the annotation of a GenBank genome assembly.